Molecule: messenger RNA, 1503 nt
Organism: Sesamum indicum (sesame)
Lineage: Eukaryota; Viridiplantae; Streptophyta; Magnoliopsida; Lamiales; Pedaliaceae
Source: RefSeq, a predicted model, not a curated record
UCCAGUCAUCGCUCGAAUUUCUGGUUUCUAGAAACGGGUUGCUGCAGAAAAUUUUGAAUCUGCCCAUUCUUCUGGCAUUUUCAGUAAUUUCAUUUCUUGGUCCUUCAUGGCAUGUCAAGAGUGAUUCUUUCUUCUUCUAAAUAUAUUUUGUAUUGCACGUCAAGAACGAUGUGCACCACACAAGAGGUUCUUAAUAAAGGCUAGUUUAGUUGAAUGAUAGUCAUAGCGGAAACGGAGCAAUGAGCCACCGUCAAUCUGCCCUGGGGAGACCAUCUUCAGGUAAAAAGAGAUUGAAGGAUCUUUUGGUUCAACGUGAUAAUCGUUUAUGUGCAGAUUGUGGUGCUCCAGACCCAAAAUGGGCAUCAUCAAAUAUUGGAGUUUUUUUAUGCUUGAAGUGCUGUGCUGUCCACAGAAACCUUGGCACGCAUAUUUCAAAGGUUUUGUCUGUGACAUUGGAUGAAUGGUCUGAGGAUGAAAUUGAUGCAAUGAUGGAGGUUGGUGGAAAUGCAUCUGCAAAUUCUAUCUAUGAGGCUUAUCUUCCUGAAGGGGUGAAAAAGCCAAGACCAGAUGCUCCCCACGAUGAGCGCACAAAGUAUAUUAGGUCUAAGUAUGAGCUUCAAGAAUUUUUAAAACCUAGCCUGCGUAUUAAGUCCGGUCCUUCCUCAAAGCAAUCCUUACAAGCAAGUUUAUCCGGGAAGAAAAUGAAUGAGAGGAAGGGUUCAAUGGAUAACAAAACAGUAUCAUCAAUGAAUGCGAAUGGCGUGUCGGAAUUUAUCGGGAUGUUGAAGGUUAGAGUACUUAAGGGCACAAACUUAGCAAUUCGAGAUAUGCUAUCUAGUGAUCCGUAUAUUAUCUUGACGCUUGGCCAGCAGAAAGUGCAAACAAGUGUGGUAACGAGCAAUCUGAAUCCUGUGUGGAAUGAGGAACUUGAUCUUGCUGUUCCACAAGAUUACGGCUCGAUAAAACUGCAAGUUUAUGAUCACGACAUGUUCUCCGCGGAUGAUAUAAUGGGGGAAGCGGAGAUAGAUAUUCAACCAAUGAUAACAUCGGCAUUGGCGUUUGGAGAUGCUACAAUGUUUGGAGACAUGCAGAUUGGGAAAUGGCUGAAAUCAUAUGACAAUGCUCUUAUAGAAGAUAGCACUGUGAACAUUGUUGCUGGGAAGGUGAAGCAGGACCUAUGGCUCAGGCUCCAGAAUGUAGAAUCUGGAGAGGUGGAACUUGAACUAGAGUGGACUCCCCUCCUCGACCAAUAGAUCCAUCACAUUACUAUAGUUGUAUGUAUAUAACAUAUUCAUGCUUAUUCCAAUCCUUUCGCCUUCAUCAUCCUAUUUCUUAUUGGAAAAUAAAUUACCUAAUUUAGGAUGUCUUUCUUUCUUUUGUUUUUUUUGCCAAUAUUCAUAUGUUAGUAUUUUUUAAAAGAAGAAGUUUUGAUGUACUGUUUCAUUUUAUUUUUGAAAAAAUAAAUGUAUGAAAGAGUACUUGAGCCCGAGGAGCCUUUGUGUA